Molecule: messenger RNA, 1467 nt
Organism: Zasmidium cellare ATCC 36951
Lineage: Eukaryota; Fungi; Ascomycota; Dothideomycetes; Mycosphaerellales; Mycosphaerellaceae
Exons: 4
Coding region: 1-1467 (488 amino acids)
Biological process (GO): regulation of DNA-templated transcription
Molecular function (GO): zinc ion binding; DNA-binding transcription factor activity, RNA polymerase II-specific
Source: RefSeq, a predicted model, not a curated record
AUGCAAGGCUCCAAUAGCUCCUCUGCCCGAGUGCCCGUGGCGAGGAGGUCCCACAGGAAGAGCAAGACCGGAUGCCAGACCUGUCGUAACCGCAAGGUGAAGUGCGACGAAAGACGGCCACUAUGCCGGAACUGUGAGAAGCACUUCAUUGGCCUUAUCAGCUGCGACUUCGACGAUCAGGCUCCUGUCCUUGCCCAAGACGCACCAGCAGGAACGAACCAAGUUGGUAGAGCAGCUGAACCACUCCAAUUGCCUACAAUGGUAUCAGCUUCAUCAUACGAUGCACUCUUAAGACGACCACAAAGCGAGGUACCAUCAACAACCUUUGACAAACUGGCAGCGUACUACUUGAACAGCUUCGCCUAUCGUUCCUUCCCAUUCUACGCCAGUAAAGAUUUGAUUGAUGUCUGGUGGCCCUUCGUUCAGGCAGAUGAUCUCCUUUUCCAUGUGGUCAUGUUGCUGAGUAGCAUUGACCUGGCACGAACAUCAAACAUUACUGACACCACGAGUGAAGCUCAAUUAUUUGGCCAGAGCGUCUCGAUCCUACGCAGUCGACUUGCUGAACCCACAGCAAGCAACUCUAUCUCGGAUGCGACUAUCGCUGCAGUGGCACUCCUGGCCGCCUUGGAGCACCAUCGAGACAACAUUCGAGCUCUGCAGAUGCACAUAUCGGCGCUGAAGCACAUCGUCGAUCAGCGCGGAGGCCUUUCGGCUGUCAAGGCUGAGAAUCCAAUGGUCGCGAAUGUGCUCUUCUGGUGUGCGCUGGUUGCCAUAAAUGAGCCAGCACUACUGCCGCUCACAUACGAGGACGCCUUGGAGAUGAUCGACCAACCGCAAGAUGCAGACGAUGCUUCUCUACUGACACAUGAUGGUGGGGAGGCCAACUUGUUCGAUCUUGGACUGGAUCCGCAGACCGCGUUCGUACUACACGAUGUCCAACGUCUGUCAAGGCUGUACACCGCCACGCUCAGUUACGGCAGUCCCGACGAAGCCAUGGACGUUCUCAGUCAGCUCUGCAUAAUCCUUCAACGUUUGCUAACGUUGAGCAAACUUUCCGAUGACGUGACUGGAACGCCAGGCCUCUCGCAGAGCUGCCGUCUUGCUGGUGUCCUUCACGUCUUCACACCACUGUCUGGCUACUUCCCCGACCCGACCAUGAUGCUUCAUGCCCUCGUUCGCGACAUCAAAAGCUCUCUCACAAAGAUGAUUGGCGCAACGGGUACUCAUAGCCAUCUGUUGCUCUGGCUUCUAGGAGUCGCGGGUAUCACGGCUCACUCAAUGCCUGAACGGGCCUGGUUUGUUGGACAUCUGGUGGUUGUGGUGCAAGACCUCGAGAUCAAGAGCUGGCAAGUGUUCAGGUCAAACUUGGUGAAGUUGGCUUUUCACGACAAUUUCUGCGAUGUCAGCUUUCAAGCAUUGUGGGACGAGGUACGACAGAAGCAAGACGCGUUGGAUGUCUAUAGCUGA